AUGGCGGACGAGUACUCCACUGGUGGUGGCGGGAAGCUCAAGUUGAAAGGGAGCAAAGUGAGUGGCGGGCGGGUUGAGAAAAAGAAGAAGAAGGGGAGCAAGAAGAAGGAUGGGAAUGGCAAUGGAAAUGAGAAUGAGAAUGUGGAAGAGAAAGAGAAAGAGAAAGAAAGUCCUGAGUCUGGAGUGCAGGAUCAGGCUAAGGAAGAUAAGGAUGCUUUGAGUGCGGAUACUACACCUGAGCCGGGAGUGGGGAAGACCGAGACAGAGAAGAAGUAUGAGGAAACGCGAAGGAAAAGGAUGCUUGAGCGGCUUCAGCGGGAUGGCAUCAAGACACACAAGGAGCGAGUGGAGGAACUUAAUAAGUAUCUUAGUCGACUGAGCGAGCAUCAUGAUAUGCCUAAGAUUGGACCGGGCUAG
This is a messenger RNA of Penicillium odoratum, 417 nucleotides long. RefSeq lists its product as uncharacterized. Lineage: Eukaryota; Fungi; Ascomycota; Eurotiomycetes; Eurotiales; Aspergillaceae. Gene Ontology annotation, cellular component: nucleolus. The record is from RefSeq and is a predicted model, not a curated record. The coding region runs from base 1 to 417 and encodes 138 amino acids. The transcript has 3 exons.